This is a messenger RNA of Daphnia magna, 4228 nucleotides long. It is a transcript of the gene norpA, whose product is annotated as 1-phosphatidylinositol 4,5-bisphosphate phosphodiesterase. The record is from RefSeq and is a predicted model, not a curated record. Lineage: Eukaryota; Metazoa; Arthropoda; Branchiopoda; Diplostraca; Daphniidae. Gene Ontology annotation, biological process: lipid metabolic process; phosphatidylinositol-mediated signaling. Gene Ontology annotation, molecular function: calcium ion binding; phosphatidylinositol-4,5-bisphosphate phospholipase C activity.
AUAUAUAUUUCCUUUUUCUUUGUUGGUGUUUUCCAGCUGGAUCGAAGCCCGUGCGCCACACUUCGUUUCCUUUUCUAUUCUUCCCUUUUGUUGAACUUUUUGUCGUCGACGCGCACGCAGCAACCAGGCAACGUGGAAGAGAGCUUCCUCUCUCGUUUUCUCGCACGGUCUUAUGUGAUGGGUUUCAGUCUUGUUCAAGCUCAGUAGCGUACCGUCCGCCACCAUCUCCAAGCCGGAGAAACGUGUCUAAAUUUCCGACACUCGUAGAAUCUCUUCCAUAAAGACCUUUUUGAAAUCGUUUACAAGUUUAUUCCCUUGAUUUUGCCGAUUGGAGCGCCAGUCAUUUCUAUCUCGCCUUUUUUUUUUUUUUUUUUAUUUUAGACAUUCAUUUUGUUUUUUAUGCGAAUAAGAUAGUGCAAAAAUGACAAAAAAAUUUGACUUUAAUUGGCGGAUUCCUGUUCCGGAACCGCUUCUUCAAGGCAACUCUUUCGACAAGUGGACAGAAGAAAAGGAUACGUUCGACUUGGAGCCGAGCUGCUUCUUUCAGGUCGACGAGUAUGGCUUCUUCAUCCAUUGGAAAUCUGAACCUCGGGACGGCGAUGUGCUGGAGCUGAGCCAGGUCAGUGACGUCCGAUCUGGAGGCCUUCCCAAGGACACCCGUGGGCUCAACCAGUUGAUGACCAAACAUGGAUCCGCCACUGCCCAAGAUCUUGAUGACAAAUCAUUGACUAUUUGCAGUGGUCUCGACAUGGUUAACAUAAAUUACUUGCACGUCGUUUGCGAGUCAGCUGAACAGGCUAAGACGUGGAAGGAAGGUCUCCGCGCGAUAACCAACAAGAACAAGAUCAUCAAUGUCUGCCCUACAACCAACCUGAUGAAACAUUGGAUGCGGCUCGGUUUCCAGGUGGAUGCAGCCGGUAAAGUGCCCGUCAAAGUUGUUGCCAGAACAUUCGCUUCGGGUAAAACAGAGAAGCUCAUCUACCAGGCAUUUGCUGAACUAGGACUUCCUAGUGAAAAGGGUGACUCUAUGGAGAAAGCCGAUUUCACUUUCGAAAAAUUCGUUGCCCUUUACCACAAAAUUUGCCCGAGGAAUGAUAUCGAGGAACUGUUUCAAUCGAUCACUAAAGGCAAGUCGGAUGCGAUUGGGCUUAUCCAGUUUAUCGAUUUUCUAAACGACAAACAGCGCGACCCUCGCCUCAAUGAGAUCCUUUAUCCUCUUUACAAUGAGAAACGAGCCACUGAGAUUAUCGAAGAGUAUGAACAGGACAAAGACAACCGUGUUAGAAGACGGUUGAGUAAGGACGGUUUUAUUCGUUAUCUAAUGUCAGACGACAAUGCCCCAGUAUGGCUAGAUCGUCUCGAUAUUUACAUGGAAAUGGAUCAGCCGUUAUCGCAUUAUUAUAUCAAUUCCUCUCACAACACUUACCUCAGUGGACGACAGUUUGGUGGCAAAUCAUCAGUAGAAAUGUACCGGCAAACUCUUUUGGCUGGUUGCAGAUGCGUAGAGCUCGAUUGUUGGGAUGGUAAAGGCAGCGAUGAAGAGCCCAUCAUCACUCACGGCAAAGCCAUGUGUACUGAAAUUCUUUUCAAGGACGUUAUUCUCGCCAUUCGCGACUGCGCUUUCGUCACCUCAGAUUGGCCUAUCAUUCUGUCAUUCGAGAACCAUUGCUGUCGAGCCCAGCAGUACAAGCUGGCCAAAUACUGCGAUGAAAUCCUUGGUGACCUCCUACUUAAGGAACCGAUUCCCGAAUCACCAUUGGAGCCUGGAGUCUCUCUGCCUAGCCCGAGCCAGCUAAAGCGAAAAAUUCUCAUCAAGAACAAACGACUAAAACCAGAUGUUGAAAAACAAGAGCUUGAACUCUUUCGUCAGGGUCAGUUCGUCAUAACGGAAGACGAGGAAAAGGAAGACGCUUCUGCUCCAGCAGCUCCCAUUCCUGAAGAUAAAAAGGAAACUGAGGUUGGCGCUAAUGAAUCCCGCUCCCUCAGCUUCGAAGAGAAGAUGUUCCAGGUGUACGAAUACAAAGGUGGAACCACUCACAUCCAUCCUUGGCUUUCUUCCAUGGUCAAUUAUGCCGAGCCUGUCAAAUUCCAGGGAUUCGAUGUAGCAGAGGAAAAGAAUAUCCAUCAUAACAUGUCAUCGUUUGCUGAAACAACCGGUCUCAAUUACCUAAAGACAUCAGCCAUCGAAUUCGUCAAUUACAACAAACGUCAAAUGAGCCGAAUUUAUCCAAAGGGUACUCGAGCUGAUUCCUCCAAUUACAUGCCCCAGGUGUUUUGGAAUGCUGGAUCGCAAAUGGUCUCAUUAAACUUUCAAACUCCUGAUCUACCGUUCCAGCUAAAUCAGGGAAAGUUUGAGUACAACGGGAACUGUGGCUACCUCUUGAAACCAGAUUUCAUGCGUCGUCCAGACAGAACUUUCGACCCGUUUGCUGAAUCACCUGUGGAUGGUGUCAUUGCCGCUCAGUGCGCUGUUCAGGUUAUCGCCGGUCAGUUUUUGUCAGAUAAGAAAGUCGGAACUUAUGUAGAAGUCGACAUGUACGGUUUGCCAACCGACACCAUUCGCAAAGAAUUUCGUACUCGUAUGGUUCCUGCCAACGGUCUCAAUCCCAUUUAUAAUGAAGAACCUUUUCUAUUCAGAAAAGUGGUUCUUCCAGAUUUAGCUGUACUCCGUUUCGGUGUCUACGAUGAAAACGGCAAACUUCUUGGUCAAAGAAUCCUUCCGUUGGACGGUCUCCAAGCUGGAUACCGCCAUAUCUCUCUGAGAACGGAAGCCAACUUUCCAAUGGCGUUGCCUAUGCUCUUUUGUAACAUCGAGUUAAAGAUUUACGUUCCCGAUGGAUUGGGAGGAUUCAUGGAUGCCCUUUCGGACCCUCGAGCCUUUAUGUCAGCCAACAAAGAAAGAGAUAAUAAGUUAAAGGACAUGGGAAUUGAAGAAUCAGAAACAUCCAAGGCUGCUCUGACAGGCGGUAAACCUGCUCCGGCACCCGAAGAAGAAGUCAAGAGAGAGGAAAUGAAGUUCGAACCUGUGACCCUGGAGUCCCUUCGCAGCGAUAAAGCGUUUGCCAAGGCGACUAAGAAACAUCAAAAAGACCUCGAGUCGAUGAGGAAACGCCAACAAAAGGAGAAAGCCACCAUCCAGAAGAACCAAGUUUCUGCCGUUGAACGGAUCGUAAAAGGGAAAAACAAGGAAGAAUUCAUCAACGAUCCGGCCCUAAAACAGCUGGUAGCGGAGCAAGCCAAAGAGUGGUCUGAAUUAGUGGGACGCCAUUUGAAAGAGGAAUGGACGUUGCUGAAGGAACAGCUGGAGGCUCAACAGGACAUUCUCAAGACGGUGAUGCAGGGUGCGCAGGGAGCUCAGCUAAAGAGCUUGGACGCCAAAUUGGAGAAGGAGAACAAAGAUCUAAAGACACGUCAAGCCAAAAUGGCAGUUGAGACUGCCAAAGAAGUGGCCGCUGACAAAACUUUACGCAAUAAAGCAGAAAAGGAGCGUCGUUUGCGUGAAAAGGCCCAAAAUAACACCAAAAAAUUCAUCGAAGAACGCAAAAUUACUGCCAUGAAACAGGGCAAAGAAAGGGAGAAACUCGUGGCCAUGCAUGCAAAGCAACUCGAGGACCUGAACCGAGACAUUCAGCUGAAUAUUCAAAUGUAUAAGAACGCGGAAGUGGAGUAUCAGCUGGCCAAUCCCUACGAAUUUUUCGUUUGAAACCGGUGGCGUUCAACUCAUUAAAUUCUCAUCACAUUCCAUCACAUAAUGUGAAUCUGCUGUUGCUUAAACAUGCUCUUCCAUACCCCGGUUGUCACCAUACGUUUCAUAUGAUUAUAUUCCUUCUUACUUUUCGAAAAGAUUAAGUCCAUUAAAAUAAAAAUAAAAAUACGUAGAUGUUACUUUUUCCUAUUUUACAAUUGUUGGUACCUUUCCUUGUAUUUCUUAUCACUAAUCUGUAUUUUUAUCUUUUAUUUUUACUUAGCCAAAUCUAUUUUGGGUGUGCCAACAAACUAUGCCUUAUUAUGGGACUGCUAUUAUUCUUUUACUCGUUAGAUGGCGUUAUCCGCUAUGAGCUAAUUUGUCAAUCAAUUCCAAAUUUUUUUCUUUUUAAGUCGUUCAUUCCUUAAAUUUCAAAGCUCAUUUGUCCUCCAUAUAUUUUUGUUUCAUCCACCGUCUCUACUAGAAUCUCAUAUAUUCAUAGCCGUGAAUUCAUUUACCCAAAAUACAAUGCAAUAAGAAAAU